GUGAAAGAUGGGAUCAUGGAAUCUCUGGGGUUGGAAGGGACCUUUACAGGUCACUGAGUCCAAUCCCCCUGCAAUGAGCAGGGCCAUCUUUAACGGGAUCACUUUGCUCAGCUGAGCCUGAAUGUUUCCAGGGAUGGGGCAUCCACCACCUCUCUGGGCAACCUGUUACAGUGUUUUGCCACCCUCACCAUAAAAAAACACCUGCUGUCCUUGUGUCUAGUCUCAAUUUUCCCUCUUCUAGCCUCAAACCAUUGCCCCUUCUCCCUAGGGCUGCUGGCCCUGCUCAGAUCUCUGUCCCCGUCCCUCUGAUAAGCGCACAUUAAGUAUUGGAAGACCAGAAUCAGGUCUCCCCAGAGCCUUCUCUUCGCCAGGCUGAACAACCCCACCUCUCUCAGCCUUUUUUCAGAGCAGAGGAGUUCCAUCCCUUCGAUCUUUUUGGUGGCUUCUUUUGAUGCAGCCCAGGCCACGGUUGGCUUUCUGGCCUGCGAGCGCACAUUGCUGGUUCAUGCCCAGCUGUUCAUCCACCGGUACCCCCAAGCCCUUCCUGGCAGGGCGGCUCUCAGUCCCUGCCUCCCCCAGCCUGUAUUGAUACUGGGCAUUGCCCUGACCCUGGUGCAGGACCUUGCACCUGGCCUUCUUGAACCUCAUGAGGUUCACAUGGGCCGCUUCUCCAGCCUGUCCAGGUCCCUCUGGACAGCAGCCCAUUGCUCAGGUGCAUAGCUGCACCACUCAGCUUGGUGUCAUCUGCAAACUUGCUGAGGGUGCAAUCGACCUGUGUGACAGCCCUUGGACGGAGCUGCCCGACGGGGCGUGCUCCCCAGCCUGGGAGGGCAGCUGCCCCGGCUGUGCUCCAGCGGCUCUCCCCCUGAGCACCGUUGCUAUGCGGCCUGGGCCGGCCCUGAGGUCACAGUGGGGCUGCGAGGUGACAGUGGGGCUGUGAGGUCACGGAGCUCCACGGCGAUGCACCAGCUAUAAGUACCCACGCCUCAGCCCCCAGCCGCAACUGCACCACAUGCAGCAGCAGCGGUGACAGCAGCACAGGAUCAUGUGGCUGAAGGGAGCCAUGGCCCUCAUUCAGCACUGCCUCCUCCUCCUCCUCCUCCUGGAGGCCCUACGUGCCAGGGCUGCCUGGGCUGCACCUUGGCAAGAGCAGGAAGCAGGUAAGCACUCGGCACAUUUGCGACCUUUCACGGGCCAGCGGGCUCCUCUCCCCGAGAAGCGUGGAUGUGGCUUUUCCCUCGAGCGCUUUGGUGAGGGCUUCCCCUGUGUGUGUGAGAGCUGUGCGGGUAAGAAUGCCCCCAGGGGCCCUAUGUUGGCCCAUGUGCUCCGCAAUGGGUCUUGUUCAUGGCCUGGCUUGAAGAGCGUGUUGGAGAGCUGCCAGGUGCCGGCCAAGAGGUCACCAGGCCCCUCUGCAGCGCUGGCAAUCUCCCCGGGGUCUGGCUCCCACGCUGCUACCUGAGCCCCUUCCAGUGCCUGCGGUUCACUAAGGCACAAGCGGAUCCCAACAGGCAAUGGCAACAUUUCCCCUCUGUGCUUGCUUCUAGGUGAGAUGACUCUCCACAAUUAUCCAGCUGCCUGGCGGGAACAUGGUUUUGAGGACUUGGGGCAUCCUGGAAUGCCGUCAAAGCCUGGAGAAGACCACGAUGGAAAGAUAUAUCAAUUUUAUGAACCAGACUCAGAUGAUGUCACCGAGAGAACCACAGAGCUUUACAAUCCCCCGAGCCCCCCAACUGUUUCCAGUCCCAGAGAUCCUGGAAAGUUGUACACUAUAGGUGCAGUAGCGGCUGUUGUUUCUCUGCAAGUUACAAUUGUGUUGGGCUAUGUCGUGGUCUGGUGGCGAAGGAAGAAGAAAGCGCCCGUCGCUGGAGCUUCUAGAGUCCAGCAGGAAACCGGUGGCUCCUGCUUGUGCCCAAACAGCCAAAGCUGCAGCCCCAGCACUCCUUCGAGCUGGACCCAACGCGAGCAGACACCACUGCCAACUGGAAAAAGUGUGCACCCACCUUCUUCAUGGCCCUGGCACCCAUCCCCGGUCACCUUGCAGCAGAGGAACCAGACCAGCACUAUCCAGGCCGUGACUGAACAGCAACCACCCCUGCACCCCUCUGAGCCCAUCCCUGGCCACACUACAGCAGCAGAAACACUCCAGCAUCUGACAGCCCCAGGACCAACUGCAGCAGCUCCAGCACCCUCUGUGCCCAUUACCAACCCCCCUGCAGCAGUGGAACCAGGACAGCAUCCACCAGCUGCAGUGACCCUUGCACCCUCCAAGCCCUUCCAGACCCUCGAGCCCCCUGCCGCUCCCAAGCCCUCUGAGACCCCCAAGACCACCAUGCUUCCAAGGCCAUCUCUCCCACCACCCUGCAGGGGUUAGUUCUGAGGCUCUGGCUUAGAAGGCAGUUACUCUUGCCAACAAGGUCUAAAAGUGAUGACAGGGAGAGGGGUUUUAACGCUUCUCUCCGAGAAGCAUGAAUGAUGGUUUUUCCCUCCAGUGCUUUAGCAAGGGCUUCACCUGUUCACAUGAGAGCUCUCCCGGUAAGAAAACCCCCAGGAGCCCUAUGUUGGUUCACCCGUUCCUUGAGGAAUCCUGCACACAGCCUGGAAAGAAAGAGUGUUUGGAGAGCUGCAAGGAGCCAGCCAAGAGGUCACCAGGCCCCUCCGCUACUCAUUAAAUUUGGAGAGCACGGGAGAGUACGCAGGGUAAUAAACACACGCUUGCCUUGCUCCUACGUGCCAUCCUGGGCUUCACCCACAGGCAUCAGCAGGCAGAUGUGAGGGCCAUUUUGCUGCAGCAGGCAUCGGUGAUAGUGUCAGCAUGACAAGGCAGCACUCACAAUGAGUAUAAAGAGAAAUGUGUUACACCAAGCUUUGAGUCAGGUUUACUGCACAAGGAAUUGGUAGGGAAAAGGAGUAUUUGCUAUUUAGGCAUUAAUAUCAGCCAGAUCACAAAUUAACAGGCUGCUGCUAAGGUAGGUCUGAUUAUUCAUUUAGAUGGGCUAUUUUUGUUUUUUCCCAUGAUGGGUUCAAUUAGACAUGGUAGCCAGUUCAGCCAUAACUACAACUGCAUUUGUCAGUGAACCAAAAAAUGUACUAAAUAAAAAAGCACACAGUUUUACAAUGUCCAGUUAUAUGGACUGCACAUAGGUUAUUUUUCAGUUGCUAACACAUGACAUUAACUUCAGAAAGGUUUUUCUACCUGAGUCCAAUAUUAUUUGAAAGUCCUUGUUGAUUAUACUCAUUUUAGAAAUACUGAGCUGGUUUCUACACCUGAAGUGUAUAAUACCAGGAAUUGGUGCAAGCUGUUUGGAGCUGUUAACUGUAGUAAACUGAAAUAAUUUCUUGGGAAACUAAGACACCUGCAAGUACAUCUUAGUAUUGCCAGGUCUGACUGCUAAGAUAUGCUGGCUAAUGUUAAACUGCUUGUUAUGUUGCCUUGCCUCUUCGCAAAGCGGCGUUCGUGUAUGUGAUUCAUACACAAAAUUUUACUUUCAAGUAUGUUUACUUUAGGAUAAUUCUGCCAAAGUACUUGUUUGGAUCUGAAAUUGAUAUAUAAUCAUCUGUACAGCUGAAGCAUGUAUAAUUUAUACAUAUUUUAAACUGGUCUGUUUUUAAUUCUAAAUAUUAGUCAUUUACAGUACUGAAUAAAAAUAUUUUGGAGAAGGACAGAUUCUUAACUAUUUAAAUAUAUCAAACUGGAUAGACUGUUAAUCCUGCAAACUGGCAUUCCAGCCUGUAUCCUAAGUCUAUAAUCAAAAACUGCAGUCAUGAUGAUAUCUCAGUUGUUUCUGUCUUAUUAGAUAAAAAUAAUAAGAUAUUAAUUAAUUAUUUUUAGUAUUACUGUUACACUUAUUUAUGCAUGGU
This is a messenger RNA of Falco peregrinus (peregrine falcon), 3858 nucleotides long. It is a transcript of the gene AMELX, whose product is annotated as amelogenin X-linked. The coding region runs from base 1550 to 2371 and encodes 273 amino acids. NCBI's taxonomy places the organism in Eukaryota, Metazoa, Chordata, Aves, Falconiformes, Falconidae. The transcript has 4 exons. The record is from RefSeq and is a predicted model, not a curated record.